UAUUAUUUGAAUUCUAAUAUCUAACCAUUCCACCACCGCCUCGCCAUUCGCCUUUUUUCUUCCAUUUAGACCGACGCAACCCUCACUUCUUCCCCACCUCCACUUUUCAAACCCACCCAUUCUUCAUACGAAAAAUCAGAAAUGUCGAGAGCCGCCAUGGAACUCGAUUUCUUCGGAAUGGAGAAGGACGGCGCCACCGCCAAAUCUCAGUUCCAGAGGUUCUUGGAUCGCCGGAGAAGCUUUCGAGGAAUGCAAAGCGCCAUUUCCAAGAUCAAUCCGGAUCUUCUCAAGACCGUGAUCGCCUCCGGCUCUGUAUCGCAGGCCCCGAAGAAUAAUCCGCCGUUCGCUUCCCGGAAGUCGUUCUCGGUGCCGUCCACUCCGAAAGCCGACCAGAAUUACCUUCCGGCUUUGCCGGUUUACAGUCCUGUUUUCAGGCCUGUGAGUGCCGAAACAACUCCAAUAACCAUUUUCUACAAUGGCACCGUCUCCGUUUUUGAUGUCUCUCCAGAGCAGAUCGAGAGUAUCAUGAAGCUCGCUUUGGACGGAAGCACCAAGACUGUGGAACCUGCUGAUUCGAAACUUGCAAUUCCUCCAAACGGGGAGCAGCAGCUUCUCGAGACUCUCAACGGAGAUCUGCCACUGGCACGGAGGAAGUCAUUGCACAGGUUUCUAGAGAAGCGUAAAGAGAGGUUGACUUCAGUGUACCCAUAUUCUCCUCACAUCCAAUACGCGGUUUCAGACCAGGAAAAGACCACCAUGGAGGAGCUGUUCCGGGCCUAGAAAGAAUAUAUUUAUAGGAAGAUAACCCAGUUGAUCUUCAUUGAUAUCUAGCUGAUACUUUGUAGAGUAGUUUCAGCAGUGGGUCCUCCAACAACCAUUGGAACCACUCAAUCUCCCAUUUCUUGCAAUUUCCUAGAGUCUUCUUAUGGAUUCAAAGCUAUUGUUCCUUUAUUUUAUGAGAUUAUUAUAGUCACGUGUAAAUGGAUCUCUUCAUCAAUUAACCAUACCAUUAUAAAUUUAUUAUUAUCAUUCA
Molecule: messenger RNA, 1033 nt
Organism: Vitis riparia (riverbank grape)
Lineage: Eukaryota; Viridiplantae; Streptophyta; Magnoliopsida; Vitales; Vitaceae
Product: protein TIFY 9
Exons: 6
Coding region: 142-780 (212 amino acids)
Biological process (GO): regulation of defense response; regulation of jasmonic acid mediated signaling pathway; response to wounding
Cellular component (GO): nucleus
Source: RefSeq, a predicted model, not a curated record